This is a messenger RNA of Tuber melanosporum (Perigord truffle), 1537 nucleotides long. RefSeq lists its product as uncharacterized. The coding region runs from base 1 to 1401 and encodes 466 amino acids. The transcript is spliced from 3 exons. Gene Ontology annotation, cellular component: cytoplasm. Gene Ontology annotation, biological process: L-phenylalanine catabolic process. The record is from RefSeq and is a predicted model, not a curated record. Gene Ontology annotation, molecular function: homogentisate 1,2-dioxygenase activity. Lineage: Eukaryota; Fungi; Ascomycota; Pezizomycetes; Pezizales; Tuberaceae.
AUGCCUUUCACUGCAUUCAAGACACCCGAUCCUUACAAGUACCUUAACGGCUUCAAUUCUUAUCACGAGACCGAGGCCAUACCUGGCGCCCUUCCGAUUGCACAAAAUUCUCCACAAAAACCUCCCUACGGGCUCUACACGGAGAAACUCUCAGGUACGGCAUUUACGGCUCCGCGUGCAACUAACAAGCAAACAUGGCUGUACCGAAUCCUCCCCGCCGCUUCACAUACCCCCUUCAUCCCCGUCUCAGCGGCUUAUGGGGGCUGCCCGGCCCCCUCGAUGUACCAGUUCCACCAGAUUCCUAACCAACUCCGAUGGGAUCCUUUCGACCUUGACGAGUCGGCGGAUUUCAUCCAGGGGCUACAUAUGAUUGCUGGUGCCGGGAAUGCGUCCAUUAGAAAUGGCCUUGGGAUCUAUGCUUUCGCUGCUGGGAAGGAUAUGGAUAGGAGGGGUGCGUUUUACAACGCGGAUGGUGACUGGUUGAUUGUGUUGCAGGAUGGAGAAAUGGACGUCCAGACGGAGCUUGGACGAUUAUAUAUCCGCCCGAAUGAGAUACUGAUUCUCCCCCGAGGUAUCCGUUUCCGGGUAUCCCUUCCCGCCGGACCUAUCCGGGGCUAUGUUCUCGAGAUCUCCACAACUGGUCACUUUGAGCUCCCCGAGCUCGGUCCGAUCGGUAGCAAUUGUCUCGCUAACCCGCGAGACUUUCAGGUUCCAAUCGCAACCUUCAUCAGUACCCCACCAGACCCCCCAAACUCUUAUACCAUCACCUGUAAAUUCAAUGGGGGGCUUUUUACAGCGACUCAACCUCACACUCCUUUCGACGUAGUAGCCUGGCAUGGUACCUACUAUCCUAUGAAGUACGACCUGGGAAGGUUUAAUACCAUCGGCUCCAUCUCAUACGAUCACCCCGAUCCUUCGGUUUUCACAGUGCUGACAGCGCAUUCCUCAACUCCGGGGACUGCAAUCGUCGACUUUGCCAUUUUCCCGCCCAGGUGGUCGGUUGCGGAAGACACCUUCCGCCCGCCAUGGUUCCACAGAAACAACAUGAGCGAGUUUAUGGGGUUGCUAUCCGGCCUUUACGAUGGUAAGACAUCCGGCGGAUUUAAACCCGGCGGUGCAAGUCUUCAUAACAUUGCAGCCGGCCACGGUCCCGAUGCCGGGACCCACGAGAAGGCUUCUGAGGAUCCACUGAAACCGACAAAGGUGGGAGAGGGUGCAAUGGCGUUCAUGUUUGAGAGUUGUUUCAUGGUGGGUGUGACGGAGUGGGGGUUGAGGACUUGUAGGAAGAUCCAGGAGGAUUAUAACACGGAGAGCUGGGGUAGGCUGAAGAGGAAUUUUUCGCCUCCAGAGGGGAAGUGGGGGGAAGAUGAGAGUGGGGAUAGACUCGUCGUUACGGUAUAGUGUCGCUGUCUCCUUGGUUGGACGCGGUGAUGAGUAAUGCGCAUUGAGGCUGCUCGCUUGCGAGCUUCGGUAGUUUGUGCUUUAAUGUUGCUGGUACGCUUGUACGGUAGUUUAUCAAUACUCAUUGGUUCAGCUA